AUGGGGUGCUGUGCGUCUGUACCAGAUACACAUGAUGCGAGGAACGAGGAAAUUGAAAACCAACUGCGUAUGGAGAAGCUCAACAUGGAAAACCAAGUCAAGCUAUUGUUAUUAGGUGCUGGUGAAUCGGGCAAGUCGACAUUUCUAAAGCAAAUGCGACUCAUCCACGAUGGUGGUUUUUCAGAAGACGAAAGAAUAGCGUAUCGUGAAAUAAUCUUUAGCAACACGGUCCAAUCUAUGCAAGUGAUCAUAGAAGCCAUGAAUGGGCUGGGAAUUGCUCAUCACAACCCCGCCUGUGAAGCCGCCAUUCAGCUUGUGUUGCGACAACCAUCCGAGAUGUCCGAUAGGAUGCCAGCCGAUCUUGUUGAUGCUAUCAACAUUCUCGUCGCUGAUGAGGGUGUACAAGAAGCCAUUCGACGUAGUAACGAGUUCCAGCUCAAUGAUUCUGCAUCAUAUUACUUUGACUCCAUGGAUAGGAUCGGCGACCCACAUUAUGUACCCACCGACCAAGAUGUGUUACGCUCACGCGUCAAGACCACCGGCAUCACUGAGACUACAUUCAACAUUGGCGAGCUCACGUAUCGUAUGUUUGACGUGGGUGGUCAAAGAUCCGAACGUAAAAAAUGGAUCCAUUGCUUUGAAAACGUCACUGCUGUAAUUUUCAUGGUUGCUAUUUCCGAAUACGAUCAGCUGCUUAUGGAAGACGAAUCAGUGAAUCGCAUGGAUGAAGCCCUUACAUUGUUUGACUCCAUAUGCAAUUCGCGCUGGUUUGAAAAAACAUCCAUCCUCCUUUUCCUCAACAAGACCGAUCUCUUUCGACAAAAGCUAAAAACGAAUCCUCUCAAUGAAUACUUUAAAGAUUACCAAGGUAACAGCUACGACGAUGCAUGUCAAUACAUCAUGGAGCGAUUUACUAAGCUCAACACCGCGAGUCCAACAUCCGGGAAACAAGUAUAUCCUCAUUUCACAUGUGCAACCGAUACCAAGCAAAUCAAAUUUGUCAUGACGGCUGUAAACGAUAUCAUCAUCCAGGCUAAUUUGCGUCGAGAUGGCCUGCUUUGA
This is a messenger RNA of Lichtheimia ornata, 1062 nucleotides long. RefSeq lists its product as uncharacterized. The record is from RefSeq and is a predicted model, not a curated record. Gene Ontology annotation, biological process: adenylate cyclase-modulating G protein-coupled receptor signaling pathway. The transcript has 4 exons. Gene Ontology annotation, cellular component: heterotrimeric G-protein complex. Gene Ontology annotation, molecular function: G protein-coupled receptor binding; G-protein beta/gamma-subunit complex binding; GTP binding. NCBI's taxonomy places the organism in Eukaryota, Fungi, Mucoromycota, Mucoromycetes, Mucorales, Lichtheimiaceae. Bases 1 to 1062 code for a protein of 353 amino acids.